Triticum aestivum (bread wheat) is the source of this 2569-nucleotide messenger RNA. Its product is annotated as acyl-coenzyme A oxidase 3, peroxisomal. The transcript is spliced from 13 exons. Lineage: Eukaryota; Viridiplantae; Streptophyta; Magnoliopsida; Poales; Poaceae. Gene Ontology annotation, biological process: fatty acid beta-oxidation using acyl-CoA oxidase; lipid homeostasis. Gene Ontology annotation, molecular function: acyl-CoA oxidase activity; FAD binding; fatty acid binding. The coding region runs from base 118 to 2166 and encodes 682 amino acids. The record is from RefSeq and is a predicted model, not a curated record. Gene Ontology annotation, cellular component: peroxisome.
UUGGAACAUCUCGCAAGCUUCUCCCUCCUCUGUUCUCAUCUGCCCCUCUCCCCUCCCCUCCCUCCCAACCCACCAAUCCACGUUGACUCGCCAACCAAUUCCAGACGCGUGCCGCUGAUGGACUCUUCUCCCACCGCCGCUGCCCGCCGCGCGGCGGCGAUCGCCCGCCACCUCGCUGGCCUCCCCUUCGGUGCCGCCGCCGCCGUGGCGGGGCUGCAGUUCUCCCCGUGCCUGAGCUACGCGCCCCCGGAAUCGUCCGGGGCCCCGCCGGCGUUCGCGCCGAUGGAGCUCCGAGCGCUCCUCGACGGGCACCACCUGAGGGAGCGCGACUGGGCGUACGGCGCGAUGGAGGAGAGCCCGCUCUUCUGCCCCCGCCGCGCCGGCGGCAAGGUGUUCGUGUCGCCGGACUACAACGAGGGGAAGGAGGGGCAGAGGGAGGCCACCAUGCGCCGGAUCGGGUACCUCACGCGCCGGGGCGUGUUCCGUGGCUGGCUCACGGAGCCAGGGCCCGACGCCGAGCUUCACAAGCUCGCGCUGCUCGAGUGCCUCGGCGUCUACGACCACUCCCUCGCCAUCAAGGUCGGCGUCCACUUCUUCCUCUGGGGAGGCGCUGUCAAGUUUCUUGGAACGAAGCGCCAUCAUGACAAAUGGUUGUUGGACACAGAAAACUAUGUUAUCAAAGGUUGUUUUGCAAUGACAGAAUUGGGUCAUGGGAGCAAUGUACGAGGAAUUGAGACAGUAGCAACUUAUGAUUCCAAAACAGGAGAGUUUGUGAUAAAUACUCCCUGCGAGUCAGCUCAGAAAUACUGGAUUGGUGGAGCUGCUAAUCAUGCUACACAUACAAUCGUCUUUGCUCAGCUCCAUAUAAAUGGAAGAAAUGAAGGAGUCCACGCUUUCAUAGCUCAGAUCAGGGAUCAAGAUGAAAAUGUGUUGCCUAAUAUCCAUAUAGCUGACUGUGGCCAUAAGAUUGGACUAAAUGGUGUUGAUAAUGGUCGGAUUUGGUUUAACAAUAUACGUGUUCCUCGAGAGAAUUUGCUGAAUCUGGUUGCUGAUGUUUUGCCAGAUGGGAAAUAUGUUAGCAUGAUAGAUAACCCAGAUCAGAGGUUUGCAGCAUUUUUGUCCCCUCUUACUCUUGGCCGGGUAAAUAUUGCAGUUAACGCGGUUUAUAUUUCAAAGGUAGGCCUAGCAAUUGCUGUGAGAUAUGCUUUGUCAAGGAGGGCCUUUUCAAUUACACCAGAAGGUCCUGAAAUGCUGUUACUUGAUUAUCCCAGUCACCAGAGGCGCCUCCUACCUUUGCUCGCAAAAGUGUGUAUGAUGAGCAGUGCUAGUAAUUUUAUGAAAAAUGUGUAUGUGAAAAGAACACCUGAAAUUAGUAAAGCGAUACAUGUUUACUCUAGUGCUCUGAAAGCUACAUUAACCUGGCAGAAUAUGACCACGCUUCAGGAGUGUCGUGAGGCCUGUGGUGGCCAAGGUUUAAAGACCGAGAAUCGCCUUGGAAUUUUCAAAGCCGAAUUUGAUGUUCAGUCUACAUUUGAGGGUGACAAUAAUGUUCUACUCCAGCAGGUAAGCAAAGCCCUAUACGCUGAAUUUUUAACGACGCAAAGGAAGAAGAAGCCAUUCAAGGGAUUGGGAUUGGAACAUCUGAAUGGCCCUUGCCCUGUUAUUCCCCAUAGUCUGACAAGUGACAUAUUAAGGAGCUCCAAGUUCCAGAUGGAUUUGUUCUGCUUGAGGGAGCGGGAUUUACUGAAACAGUUCGCAGAGGAGGUAGCUCGCUAUCUGGCACAAGGGGAGAGCAGAGAAAGGGCUCUGAUGCUGAGCUACCAAAUUGCUGAAGACUUAGCUAGAGCAUUUACUGAGCGGACAAUUUUGCAAAUAUUUUUGGAGGAUGAGAUGAAUGCUCCUGCUGGUUCUUUAAAGGAUGUAUUGGGGUUACUGAGGUCUAUGUAUGUAAUGGUGUGCAUAGAUGAAUCUGCAUCUUUUCUGAGAUACGGUUAUUUGUCGCGGGACAAUGUAGCCACCGUGAGGAAAGAAGUCAUGAUACUGUGCAGUGAACUCAGGCCCCAUGCGCUUGCUAUUGUCGAUUCUUUCGGAAUCCCUGAUGCCUUUCUCAGUCCACUUGCUUUCGACUGGAUCGAAGCAAAUGCUCUAUCUUCCGGGAGCGAAUGACUAUACACCUUCAGACCCCCAAUGAGGACGUAGCCCCGUAAAUGUUAAACUAUUACAGAUGGGGCAGCCAAAUGCAGAUUACUAAACAAAGACAGGUGCAUAAUGCAUUUGGUGCUUCAUGUGGUUUACACAGUUUAUAAUAAUAGUUGUUGAAGUGUACAGUCGAAGAUGCUGAUCUGCGCAGAAAAUAGGGAAUUUGGUGUAUGCAUCAGUUCAUGUAUUGUCUUGUCUAAAUUACGCCAAUAAAACUGAAUAAGCUGAUAUGGCCCAGGGGCUCACAGCGUAAAUAGUGUACACAAUGUUGUUUGGUGUAAAUUCUUUCUUUUUUGACAAUAUGUUGUUGAACCGUACACAAAGCAAUAAGCCAGAGCCAGUGCAAAAUCCGUUGGAUUGGAUUUCAUGA